Messenger RNA from Halichondria panicea, 1078 nucleotides. Its product is annotated as voltage-dependent L-type calcium channel subunit beta-1-like. The transcript has 5 exons. The record is from RefSeq and is a predicted model, not a curated record. The coding region runs from base 47 to 907 and encodes 286 amino acids. Gene Ontology annotation, molecular function: protein binding. NCBI's taxonomy places the organism in Eukaryota, Metazoa, Porifera, Demospongiae, Suberitida, Halichondriidae.
UGGGGCUGCUACACAAACGGAUUCAGAGCAACACUGUACUGAUAUUAUGGCUACUGGAACUCCUGAACCUGUUAGCGAGCUAGAAGCUCAGAGAGAGGAGAUUGUGGAUGCACUGGCUAAAGCACACCCUCUUGGUGUACAGCACGCGUGUCGUGUGUGUGUGAGCUACCGCCCACUCCCCGAGCACAAUCCUCCCCACCCCUCACACACUACACAACUACAAUCCGGAGAUUUCAUACACUUCAAGAUGCCGUACAAUGCUGACUGGUGGAUAGGACGUGUGGUGGGUCAUGAGACGGGAAUGACCUUUGUACCCUCCGAGGCCAAGCUGAUGAGUGUGAGAAGUGAUGCUGGUGAUGAGUGUGUGAAGGUGUACCAGCAAGCACCCGUCAUGAGACCACUCGUGUUGCUAGGGCCAACCAGCAAGGAGUCAGAGUUGACGAGGCUUCUCCACAAACCACUCCUCAGUUACAUACGCGAAAAAUUCUCAGGUCGCCUCCUAACGAUUAAACCUGACCAAUCAGUGCGCAGUAUGACCGCUAAGGAAAUACGAUUAUUGGAUGGAGAUGUAUUUGCCGCUGCCUCUACAAUGAACCUUGUACUCUUGGACUCUGACGCCAGUUACCCGGGAGAUUUCGAGGGAACUAAACUGCAUCCACAGUUCAUUUACGUCAAGAUUUCAAGACAAAAGGUGCUCCACAACUUGAUUCGACAGUUAACAAAGAGCUCCAGAGAUCAACAGAUACAAGUGGAGGAUGCACGCUAUCUCUAUGACAACUCUAGCAAUUGCUCCCUCGUUAUCACCGAUAGCAACGUUGAUGACGCUUGUCUCAAUUUAGAGCUGUUCCUGGAGAGUUAUUGGGCAUCUACCAGAUCUGUCAUGUUGCUAGGGGGAGGAGUGUCAUAGCCCUGUUGCUAGGGGGUGGGCUGUAGUACUUUGAACUAUGAAAGUAACACGUUUUAGCAAUGGACACUUUUAGUGUUUAUUUUACACAUUUUGCAUGUUUGUAUUCUCAUCAUGUCAGUAUGUUUAGUUGUACAUUCACAGAAAUCACUUCAUCAAUCAUUUCAAAACAUG